Molecule: messenger RNA, 1679 nt
Organism: Schistocerca americana (American grasshopper)
Lineage: Eukaryota; Metazoa; Arthropoda; Insecta; Orthoptera; Acrididae
Product: secernin-2
Exons: 7
Coding region: 369-1679 (436 amino acids)
Biological process (GO): proteolysis
Molecular function (GO): dipeptidase activity; cysteine-type exopeptidase activity
Source: RefSeq, a predicted model, not a curated record
GAGUUUCACGCUUCAAAGCAUUGGGUCCGAUCCACAGUUAUUAAGUCACGGAGGCGUAAAGUGCUGUACUGUAAAAGAAGUUGGAGAAAUUCUCGAGAGUUGACCAUCUGGCUCUAGUUUUCGCCUAAAUACGUCAACUAAUGUCACUACAGGCUAGUCAUUGGUGUGGUGGUUAGGCACCUCGGGAGCAUCUGUUCUACUCGACGAAAGGAAUUUUACCCGCUAUAAAAUCAAUUCGUGCUGACGAAAACAAAGGCGUAAGCAAGAAGUGGCGUGAUUUCUUACUACGUUAUCUCUAAGGAGCAGAACACAGAAGUGAAAGCUUUGCUGGUUCGUCACAAGUGGCAGUAGAGAAAUAGGACUGAAAUAUGCCCGGCCGUGAUUGCAGUGCGAUGGCAACCGUGUGCGGCAGUCGCGAGAUGAGCCGUCAUCCCGUGUCGUGUGACACGUUCGUCGUGUUGCCGCCGCUGACAGAGCACGGUGGUGUCGUCUUCGGUAAGAACUCGGACCGGCCCCGCGGCGAGGUACAGGAGCUGGUCUACUUCCCCGCCGCUGACCACCCAGCUGGCUCCAAGCUACAGUGUACGUACCUGGAGAUCGACCAGGUGGAGCACACGCAGGCAGUGGUGCUCAGCAAGCCGGCGUGGAUGUGGGGUGCCGAGAUGGGUGCGAACGAGGCGGGCGUGGUCGUCGGCAACGAGGCGGUCUUCACGCUGGUGGACGACGGCAACGAGGAGGAGCGCCUGAUCGGCAUGGAUCUCGUCAGGCUGGCCCUGGAGCGUGCGACGACGGCGGAGGAGGCGGUGGAGGUGGUGACGCGGCUGCUGGAGCGGCACGGGCAGGGCGGGCCCUGCUCGGACUCGGACCCCGGCUUCACCUACCACAACUCCUUCCUGCUGGCCGACCCCACGCAGGCCUGGGUGCUCGAGACCGCCGGCCGCCACUGGGCUGCCAAGAGGUUCACGUCCGGCUUCCGCAACAUCUCGAACGCACUGUCACUGUCUGAUGACUACGACCGCUGCUCGGAGGGCCUGGCGGAUGUGGCGACCUCACUGGGACGGUGGGAGAGCAGUGGCCAGCCACCGUUUGCAGAAGCCUUUGGGUCGAAACCCGGCGAUGGGCGCUACCAGAGGGGGAAGGAGCAGCUGGAGCGCUUCUCCGGCGGCGGCAAGUUUGGCAUCAAGAGCAUGUUCGAGGUGCUGCGCGAUGUGGACGGAGGCAUAUGCCGCCCUGUCACGUGCGCAUUUCCGACUCAGGGCAGCCAGGUUUCUGUGUUGAGUCCGCCCGGCAGCGGGAAGCCGCACUGCCACUGGUUCACCGCAACUCCAGACCCGCGCCACUCCGUGUUCAAGCCGUUCAUCUUUACACCGGCCGUGCGGAUAUCGCGCCUGACCGUCAGUCCUACAUUCGACCCGGACCCGGCAAAGGUAGUGCCACGCUUCCAGACACCCGUCGACCGCGAGCACACGCUGUACCGCCUGCACGCGGCUGUAGCGGCGAAGGCGGCUGGCGGCUGCGAGUGCCCGCCGGUGCUGAAGCUCCUGCGCCAGAUGGAGGACGACUGUGUCGCCGAGGUGGAGGCGUUCGUCGACGGCUUUUCGCACGGGGAGGGUGACCUCUCGGAAGUGGACGACCUGCUCAAGGACUGUGUGGAGACGGAAGUGAAGUUCUACAAGUAA